Molecule: messenger RNA, 1414 nt
Organism: Harpegnathos saltator (Jerdon's jumping ant)
Lineage: Eukaryota; Metazoa; Arthropoda; Insecta; Hymenoptera; Formicidae
Product: odorant receptor 13a-like
Exons: 7
Coding region: 23-1228 (401 amino acids)
Biological process (GO): detection of chemical stimulus involved in sensory perception of smell; sensory perception of smell
Cellular component (GO): plasma membrane
Molecular function (GO): olfactory receptor activity; odorant binding
Source: RefSeq, a predicted model, not a curated record
CGUCGACAUCCGUUAAGUAUCAAUGAAUGCUGAUCAAGACUUGAGUUUCGCGAUCGGAUGGAAUCGGUUGAAUUUGGGCCUCGUCGGCAUUUGGCCUGACCCGCUGCAGGGUCCUGGCCAAAGUGGCGGGCUCUCCAGAUGUCGAUUUCUCAUAGCCAGCUUCCUCAUGUUGGGUUUCAUAUGUAUACCGCAAUCGGUGAAUCUCUUUUUCAUUUGGGGCAACGCUGAAAUGAUGACUGAGAACUUGGCGACCGCGAACAUUCCGGUCACGAACGCCUUCAUGAAAGCCUUCACCAUGUGGCAUCACAGAAAAGCCCUGAAGCCGUUGGUCGACUUCUUCUACCAAGAUUGGCAUGCGUCGAAGACGUUGUACGAGAAGGUGGUCAUGCUGAGGAGUGCAUCGGUCGCCCGGAAAAUAUCCAUCUGGUGCACGGUACUUACGCAGACCAUGGUGACUCUUUACAUCGUGCUUAGAAUUUCAGUCAUCGUCAGGUUGCAGCGGAACGACCCUGCCCGUCCCUUGAUAUACACGGCCUAUUUUCCUUUCGACGUCAGUCGAAGCCCGAUUUUCGAGCUGGUCUGCUUGGGUCAGAUCCUGUCGGCCUACAGCAGUACUGCGUCCUACACCGGCACCGUCAGUUUCAUUUCCAUGCUGGUGCUUCACGUCUGCGGUCAGUUUCUCUCUCUGCGAGAGAGACUGAAGAACAUCGCCGACGGAGUGAAAACGGUCGAGGAGUUCAGGGACGAGCUGGCGCAAAUCGUGAAGAGGCACGAGCAUCUGAAUUGGUUUGCGAAAACGAUCGAGGAUUCCUUCAAUAUGGUGCUCUUGAUGCAAAUAUUUUCAUGUACCGUUCAGUUGUGCUUUCAAGGUUUCCAGGUCUUUAAUAUAAUAAUCAACGGCAGAGACGAAUCAUUAACCUUCCAGUUAAUCUUUCUAGCCAUGUUUGUAGCCUUCAUUUUAAUUCACUUGUACGUUUAUUGUUACAUCGGCGAGAUGUUGCUCGUGCAGAGCACCGAGAUAGGAUUCUCCGCGUACGAAUCCAACUGGUUCAAUGUACCAGGGAAGGAAGCGAGAAACCUUUUGCUGAUCAUGCACAGAUCGACGAUGCCGCUUUGUUUAACCGCCGGGAAAUUCGGCGUGUUCUCCUUGCAGAUGUUCAGUAAGAUCGUGAGAAGCUCACUCGGUUACCUGUCGGUGCUGCUGACCGUAACCAAUAGCAAAGAGUAACUCCAGCCGGAUAAUAUCGAUCGUGAUUACGACGACGAUCGUCACGCAUGAUUGUCGUGGUUGAGCAGUUUUGAUCCGCCGCAUGUCGCAACGUGUUGGAUGUUUUCCAGAUGCGCUUAGAUAUUUUCCUCGAAAUGUACGUCAACAUCACGCUGUUAUAAAUGCAAUAAAUGCGGAUGCAAACAA